This is a messenger RNA of Anopheles moucheti, 2537 nucleotides long. RefSeq names its product putative fatty acyl-CoA reductase CG8306. The transcript is spliced from 10 exons. Gene Ontology annotation, cellular component: peroxisome. Bases 298 to 1827 code for a protein of 509 amino acids. Gene Ontology annotation, molecular function: alcohol-forming very long-chain fatty acyl-CoA reductase (NADP+) activity. Gene Ontology annotation, biological process: long-chain fatty-acyl-CoA metabolic process. The record is from RefSeq and is a predicted model, not a curated record. Lineage: Eukaryota; Metazoa; Arthropoda; Insecta; Diptera; Culicidae.
GAUCGCAUCGCGGCUUACUGGUGCUUCAAUUUCGCGUCCGUGGCAUCUGCGCGUGGCAAUCUUAGCUCAUCCGUCCGUGCGUCCAGUUGCGCGAUAGAAACGUGAAGAAACGCUGUUCCGUAGUGCGUUAGAAAUAACGUUAAAUUAUUCAUUUCGUUUUAUUGCUGCCCAUUUGUUAGCGGGUGUGACUUGACAAGACGUCAUUCCCGAACUAAAAUAGCUUCAUUUGCAUUUCAUAGAACUGCGUGUGAAUCCUGCUUCGAGUGUGCAGAAACGAAUAACGUACAAGCGCUCAAGAUGGCUAGUGAGGUGCAAAAUUUCUACAAAAACAAAUACAUCUUCCUUACCGGUGGUACGGGCUUCCUGGGUGUUGCCAUCAUCGAUAAGAUUCUGCGUUCGUCACCUGAGGUUGGCGGCAUCUAUCUGCUGAUGCGCCCCAAGAAGGGUAAAGCGAUCCAGGAAAGACUGCAGGAACUUACGAAAAACUCGGUGUUCGAGCAACUGCUCGAAAGUCAAUCGACCGACAUCUUCAAGAAGCUCAUCCCGGUGUCGGGCGAUGUGGGUGAAAAUUUUCUGGGGCUCUCGCAAGCGGAUCAGGCCAUGAUCGUGGAAAACACCAACGUGGUCAUCCAUUCGGCAGCUACACUCGACUUCCAGGCCACGCUGCGACCAACGGUCAAUAUCAAUCUGCUCGGCACCAAGCGCGUGCUGGAGCUGUGCACGAGAAUGAGGAAUCUGAAGAGCAUGGUGCACAUAUCCAGCGCGUACGUUAAUUCGUACCUCACGGAAGCCGAAGAGAAGCUGUAUCCCUGCACGGAAACCGCCCAGAAGGUGGUCGAUCUGGUGGACACGCUGAACGAUUCGGCACUGGACGAGCUGCUGCCAAAACUGCUGAAGGACCAUCCCAAUGCUUACACGUUCACGAAGCAGCUGGCGGAACACGAGGUUAACAAACAUGCGGCACAGUUCCCGUGCGCCAUUAUUCGUCCGAGCAUGAUUACCGGCGCCUGGCAGGAACCCACACCGGGGUGGACCAUCUCCAAGAAUGGACCUCAAGGUUUCCUGAUGGGUGCGUCCAAGGGUGUCAUCCGCCGACUUCCCGUCGGAGUGGAUCUCGUCUACGAUUACAUUCCGGUCGAUGCAGUCGUGAACCAGACGCUCGUACUGGGCUGGUACAUGGGAACUAACAGUUUCCGGGAGGUGAAAGUGUUCCACUGCACCACCAGCACAUCGAAUCCCUUCAAGUGGCGCUCGGUGGUUGACCAGAUGAACGAUUACCUCCACAAAUACCCGCUGAAGUCGGCCAUCUGGUACCCACGGUUGAAGUUCGUAUCCAGCCUGUGGGUGUACAAGUUGGCAUCCAUCUUUGUGCACAUUCUUCCCGCACUAGUGCUGGACUUUAUACUGCGCGUUACAGGUGGUCGCCCGAUGUUGAUGCGGCUUCACACGAACGUUUGGGAUUCGCUUAAUCGGCUGGAAAAGUUUAUCUUCACCGAGUGGAAGUACCACAAUCCGGCGACACAACAGCUUGCCCAAUCGUUGCCGGAGAAGGACAAAGCGCUGUACAACUUUAACGUUUCCCAGUUGCAAUGGCCGGAGUACUUCGUCCACCUGACGCAGGGUGUCCGACGGUAUCUCAACAAUGAGCAACCCAAAUCACUCGAUGCCGCCCGCAGGAAGGAUAAAGUACUGUUCAUCGUGGACAUCGUCUUCCAGGUGCUUAUCUUCUCACUGCUCGGAUGGUUGUUCACCGCAGUGCUCGGUUCGUCCUGCAGCUCCUUCUGGUUGUAUGGUGUUGGAAGUUAUCUGCUCUUCAAUCUGCUCUAGAUUGUUGGUGCAUCAGAUACCACCGAUACCAGCAUGCAUGCAUUUUGUUACGUUGCAUUUCGCUCUAUACAAUCGAAGUCCGCCGGUUUGGUUACACUUGUAACGGAAUAAAUAACGGCGAUUCUUGCCUCAUCCGUUGAAUACACCUAUACCUCACUGUAUAGCCUUCAUUUGCCCCAGAAAAGUUACCCGAACGAAUUAAACGAUCACGGACACAUUUUCCCGAAGGACUUUGCUGAACUUUCGUUGCAAUGAUAUUCAUUCAGGGUGGCUGCAAAGGCCUUUCGUACACUCAAGUAACCAAACUAACUUCUCAAGAUAAUCUUUAUACCUCAGUUGAAAAUAUUGUAUCUUUGCACUGAUCAACUAUGAGAUGGUUAGGAUUGUUAGCUAGCAAGAGGCAUAUCACCUCGUACCAGCGAAAGAUCGCAACAUUCUUCAGAAUGAUGUCGAACAGGGUGAUAACAUCGGCAAAACGAGGUAUAGGUGUACUGUGCUGUACUGUGUUGUUUAGACAUCUGUUGCGAACUCUAUCCCACACACUCUCUCUCGGUAGAAAAGUUUACCUUACAUUUUACAGGGCACAUCACUUCGUUUUCUUUCCCUAAUGAUAUUUGUAGUAAAAUGUAAGCUAAUAGGGAAGCGUAAUAUUUUUGUUUUGUUUUGUGGUUUAGGAUGCCGACUAAAUAAAAAUUGUAAUAAAAAAAAAC